Drosophila subobscura is the source of this 1363-nucleotide messenger RNA. RefSeq names its product stress response protein nst1. The record is from RefSeq and is a predicted model, not a curated record. The transcript has 2 exons. Bases 210 to 1100 code for a protein of 296 amino acids. NCBI's taxonomy places the organism in Eukaryota, Metazoa, Arthropoda, Insecta, Diptera, Drosophilidae.
UGCUGUUUGCUGUUAGGGUUGAGCAACAGCAAAGUGUUGUGCAACCCUAGCGGUUCUGGUUCAGUGUUGGGCAACGAUUCGAGGAUGACAGCGAGAAUGUAGUAGUCCGUGAGUUAGACUUUUAUUCGGUUCGCAGGGAGCAUACAUUUUAUUUUUGGCAGUCACACAAAGAAAACUAACGAGAAGCAAACGUAAGAGAAAAAGGAGAAAUGUACCGACUAUUGCUGGCCACCACGGCCACCCGAUUCCAGCGCGGAAAGUCCGCCAGCGGAAAGCUGCUGCUGCUCAACGCCACCCGUUACCUGUCGAAGGGGCCAGCACCAAAGGCGGGCAAGCCGAGCACGGCCCCCAAGUGCAAGCCGGUGCCUGUGCCGCCGCCGAAACCGGGAUACUUCCCCAGCGGCGGGAUGCACGCCGUCUUCAGUGACCUGCCGAUGCCCGAGGGCGACUUCAUGCAGGCGUGGGCCGCGAAGAACUCCAAGUACAACAUGUUCAUGCUCAGCGGCCUGUUGGCGUUGAUCGGGAGUCUAUAUCUGUCGUACAUGACGCUGGAAAUGUACGCCAGUGUGCCCGACUAUCCCUACACCGAGGAGGAGCAGGAGGAGUUUGAAAUCGAGGCAGAGCGCCUCCAGGAGGAGAAGGAGGCGCGCGAGCAGCGUCACCAGGAUGCAGUGGAGGCCGCCGAGACCGCUCGCCGUGCCCGCUUGGCCAGGGAGGCCAUGGUGCGCGAGUCGGCGCUGAUGAACAAGGACAUGGAUGGGGGCCUGGAUGCCAAGGAGGCUGCUGAGCUGCAGAAGCUGGCCACCGAGCGCGAGGCGUAUGCGGAGUGGGAGAAGGAGGAGGUGAAGCGCCUCGCCGAGAAGGCCAAGGAGCGCAAAGAGGCCGAGAAGGAGAAGGCCAAGGCCAAGGCCGAGCGUGACAAGGAGCGCGAGAAGAAGCGCAAGGAGCGGGAGAAGGUGCUCAAGAAGGAGGAGGCGGAACGCGAGAAGGAACGCGAGAAGGCACGCAAGGAGCGCGAAAAGUCCCGCAAGGAGGAGGAGAAGCAGAAGGCGAAGGAGAAGGCCGAAAAGGAGAAGGCCAAGAAGGCCCUAAUGGCCUAAGCACUCUCCCACCCACUUUACAUUUAUAUUUUUCAGCUGCCAAACACUGACACACACUUGCUGUUUUUGUUGGGGCUGCAAUCCAGACACUCAAAUCACACACACACACACACACAAAGAAAGUACACUCUCCUACAGCCAGAUAUUGGCACAGACACUCGAUAACUUGGAAUACAAAUGUCACGACGCACACUCUUCGAAUGGAUUGGAGCAAAUGUUGAAUAAAAUUAACAGAAUGCUGUUGCUGUUGGUCAAACAUUAGA